CUUUGUCUUUCGUUGCACCAAAUUUCCUUGUCGUGCUCGGUUUAUGGUUGUUUCAACAUCCUUCACAUUCACAAACAGAAAAUUUAACUGAUCGGAGAUUUAGAGCAGUGACUCGUGACUGCAAACAAGUUUUAGUGAAGAAGAGCUUAGUACUCCUGUACCUCCUCGAAGAGUCCAGGAGAUCGAAGUAGUUCCUUUUUCUAUUUUAUCUGUUGAAUGCACAAACGUAUUCAUGACUCUUCGAUGUUCAUGUAUCAGAAACUUUGCUAAUUUGCGAGGAAUAACAAAGAAAAAUGCAGCAGUGCGUGCUGUUAAUGUUUACACUUCUGAACGUAAACGUAAACUACGCCUGAAUCAAGUACAAGAAGAGCCGACCACGGGCGGAACCAGGACAAGUGUGGUAAACCGAAAUCCGCAAUAGUAUGUAGUGAGGUCACCGAACGGUUCUAACCAGGGAGUUUUUUUGACACCCAGACAGCAAAACGGCCGUCAGUUUUCAAGCGGCCGGAAGCGUUUUUUGACAUAAAAAAUUUCCAAUUAUCAAGCGGGCGGGGCUUUGAAGUCAAACAAGCCCGGUCGAAAACUAUCGAUUCGCACUUGAUAAAACGACGCAGGGGAGCCGGCAAAAGGGGCGCCCUUCUGAGGCGCCCGCCGCCUUGAUUUCUGGCGGUUUGGGCCGCCAAAAAAGGGGCGCGCAAAAAACUCGCCCAAAAUCAGAACAGCGAAACAGCAUGGCACGGCCGCGAUUUCGGAGCAUUUUGGGCGGCCGCGAAAGCGGCCGCCUUUUCGCCGGUUUCAGAGCCUGGGAGGCUUUGCAAAAAGCGCCGGCGAGAAAAAUAAAGACGCAAAAAAGAAAAAGCGCGCCAGACGCGCAGAGCCAAUCCGCAUGCUACGGGCCCGAUUUUUCGUCGCUUUUUGGACGCCCCCCGUGGCGCCCGGAUCGGCCCCAUAGCAUGGGGACUGGCUUUCGGAAAGGAAUUUCGGAAAUUUGCCAAAAUUUGCGACGCUUACCAAGCGGCCGCCAUACCGUGCGGCCUAACGUUACUCACGGCGGUAUGGCGAGCCCAGAAAAAGCAAAGCCGCGGCCAAGGCGACGGCCGGCAAGAAAACGCCCACGACCUCACUACCCCCGCCCCGGCGGCUAUAUUUGGUACAGGAAAAAUAACGUGCAGCUUUUGAUCUCCUCCGCCUUUUCUUGCCUCCGGGUUUAGGCGAAAUACCACUCUUCAGGGACCAGCAGCACAAUAAAAUCUGAACCACGACGAGGUCACAAAAAGGAGGCAAGCCUACCUGUAGCUGUACACGGCGUGCUGGUCUUCAAGAACCCAGUAGCAGUAGGAGCGGCGCCGUAGGAGACCAACCUCAUUUCUUCGUAGGAGCAGCUCAUAAGUAGCAGUCGGGUGCUGUCUUGCUGCCUAACAGUUGUCACUGCUGCUUCUUCACCAGAGCAAGAAACAAAAACCGACCAUGACGAUGUCCCAGCGCACGACGAAGCUGACCGUGCUGUCCCAGUGCGAAUCCGCACCGAGAAUAUCGAUAAAAGGAAGAUUAUCACACCAAAAAGUGUUAACGUUAACGGAAUUUGGCAUGCAGGAAUGCACGAGAAAUGAUGCCCAAAUUUGUAUUGCAUAGCAUGCACAAUAGCGAAAAUUUAACACGCAUGAGUGCAAUGCCCCAAAACCGUUCACGUUAGAACUUUUUUGCUUGAUAAAGAUGGAAGGACAGCAAGAAAGACGCGGAAGGACCGGGGCCAGGAGCGUACUAUUUGUGACUAUUGGAAGAUGAACGUAUCUUGCAAAACAUAAGUAAACACAUCAUAUGCCUUUUACCUGAAAUGCAAAUGUCUACGGUAAGAUGCGACAUUUUUUUCUGUAAUGGUCAUGGUCAAGAAACACAGCAAACAGAAAUACAAAUCCCGCAAUGACAAAACUAAAACUAUCAGGUACACCCCCCAGCCCGAGAAAAUAAAAUACCCCUCAAAGUCCGCACAAAUCCAAGGCCGGUACUCCACACGCAGCAACACGCUCGGGCCAGGUCCCGGACAGUACUACCAGGGUGACAAGACCCUCGGUGGCAGCCAAUUCAGCUUCGGAUCGUCGAAACGGCUCUCCGGGAGACUGCACCAUCAAUCACCUGGUCCGGGGAGCUACGCAGUAAAGGGUCUGAGCAAGGGACCAAGUGUCAAACUGGGGGAGAGAGGACGUACGUGUGUUGAUUCGUGAUUAUGUGUAGGAAUGUGUAUGUGAAUUUGUGUUGCAGUGUGUGGUGCAUGAUCUGCAUGACGACAGCAGGUGCUUUAUAGGCUGCCUAGUGUACUAACAAGUACCAUGGCAUCAAAGCAUAAACACUAUCAGGCUCUUCUCUCGGAACUGUCGGCGGCCCAGGUCCGGGUACUUACAUACCAACGGUG
Messenger RNA from Amoebophrya sp. A120, 2410 nucleotides. The record is from the annotation of a GenBank genome assembly. Lineage: Eukaryota; Dinophyceae; Syndiniales; Amoebophryaceae.